Capsaspora owczarzaki ATCC 30864 is the source of this 2305-nucleotide messenger RNA. RefSeq lists its product as hypothetical. Gene Ontology annotation, biological process: immune response-regulating cell surface receptor signaling pathway; positive regulation of B cell proliferation; defense response to virus. Gene Ontology annotation, molecular function: antigen binding; protein binding. The transcript has a single exon. NCBI's taxonomy places the organism in Eukaryota, Filasterea, Ministeriida, Capsasporidae. The coding region runs from base 44 to 2149 and encodes 701 amino acids. Gene Ontology annotation, cellular component: CD40 receptor complex; external side of plasma membrane. The record is from RefSeq and is a predicted model, not a curated record.
CUUUCCGAUUUCAAAAACGAUCUGCAACGUUCACAUUCAACGCAUGCAUUCUCAAGAAAUGCAAGCCUGCUCGAGAAAGACGGCGGGACUGCUGAUCGUCGUGGCGGUGGCAGCAGCCAUCUGGCCCACCCGUGUUGCUGCACAGUCGAAUGAUUGCAGCACUGCGCCGCUGCUCGACCCCACAGUUGCCGCAUGGAACUUUACGACUCCGUCAACCACGUAUCAGUGCUCUGAUGGUACCGAUAAGUGCAUGGUUUGGCGAAUCAACACUCCAACCACCAUUACGAACUGGGGAAUGACAACCUGCGGCUACCUUGACGACACUUCAUUGAUUCUGCGAACGGGACCUUGCACGGCAAAUAAUCAUUUUGGCGACACUAGUUUGGGUGUCUACAACCGUGAUGGUUGCGGCGCCAGUGCUUUGCUUUACGGCCUCACUCUAAAUGCAGGGCAGGACUACUAUUUGAUGCUCGGUCUGCCAAGUGCCCUUCCCGCUAGUGGAGUCGUAGGCAAAGGUUCCAAUCUCUGCGUUGCUGGAACGACAGAUCACGAUAUUACAACCAAUCCCACGUAUCACUUAUCGACUCCUUGUGUGACUUGCUCGCCUGGUCAGUACGUUCCCGCUGGGUUGACUGGACCUUGCUCAAAUUUCAACUGCAGCAUCGGCUCUGUCGAUCAUGAUAGCAAUCCAGCGACCGCCUGUCUCGUUGCUGGCCCUGGCAAUGAUACGACUUCGUCUGGGUUGCAUGGUCCCAUCGCCAACUUUAAAGUCGUUGCUGGUCGAUACGACCACGACAGCAAUUCGUCGACGCCCUCAAUCGCCUGUCCCGCCGGCAACUACGCACCUGUGGGCAGCACGACCUGCACCCCGUGCUCUGCUGGCACUUGGGACCACGAUGGCUCAUCGGCAACCGCUUGCGUGGCUUGCACCGCGUGCACACUCGGCUCCACCUACGUAUCUACGACCUGCACCGCCACCGACGACACCGUCUGCUCUACCUGCGCCACAUGCGGCCAAGGAUCUUUCGCCAGCCCGGCGUGCACCCUCACGGCCAAUGCCGGCUGCGCGAACUGCACUUCCAUCCCCAGUUGCACGACCACUGGUCUGACCUGCUCGUCAAAUGCCGAUCAGCAGUGCAACUUGUGCCAGGCUGGCAACUACGUAACGCCCGAAGGCACUUGCGCUCCAUGUACCGCGUGCGGUUCAAACUCGUACCAAACGAGCGGUUGUGAUGGUGUCGUCGACCGUGUUUGCUCGGGUUGCGUCCUCUGCACAGCAGGCCAGUACCAAAGCGUGGAUUGCUCGCCUACCACCAACCGUGUUUGCCCUGCAUGCAGUGAGGUUCCAGGCUGCACGACCGGUCUGCGUUGCACCAACAGCAUGGAUUCGACUUGCAUCGACUGCAGUUCGUGCCCCCACGGUCAGUACGUGAACGCCACCUGCACCAAUGUGCUCGAUCGCGUCUGCCACAACUGCACUGCACUUCCAGGCUGCCCGGCGUCCUACACUGUCUGCAGCGCGUAUGGAACCAGUACUUGCACCGCACCCGAGGAGAGCUCGUCCAUGCCCGUUUACAUUCCGAUUGUCGCUGCAAUCGGCGGACUGUUGCUGAUCCUGCUGCUUGCAUUUGUGCUGGCUCGGCGUCGCACCCGCAAACCAGCCACAGUUGUGGCAAUCUCGCACGAGGACAUUACCAUGAUGACGAUCAACACGUUGGCCAUCAACCCAGCGAAUCGUCGUGCGUCUCAGUACGAGACGCUCAACGGAACUCGCGGUGGUGGCGAUUCCGCAGUGUACGAUACUCUGGACGCCGUCGGUUCACAUGGCGGGUAUGCCGUUUUGUCGAAACCAGACGCCAUCGUUCCCCCUCGAAGCCGGAAGCCUGUGAUUUCAUCUGACUUGAGCUCGACCUCGGGGCCGCAGCAUAAAAUGGUGGACACGGAUGAGUACGAAACGGUCGGCCAUGCAGCGCAGCGAGAAACGCCGACGGACAUGGAUCAGUACGCAACUGUCGACCAUUCAGCGAAGCAAGCCGGGGUGAUGGCCAGCGAGGGGUACCAAACGCCAGGCGCUGCACCGCAGUAUGAUCCCGACUCGAAGCCGGAAUCGACGCGGGACGUUGUCUACACUGCCGCUGAUUUCUCGUGACCAGCAUGUUGUUGAUGCAGCUUUGCUUGUUGCUUUCGUGCUAGUACUGAAUGAAUGUGUAGUUUUUGCCUUGAUUGCACUGAGCAUGAAGUUGGAGGCAUCACGCCUGAUACUAUUUGAAUCGCCCAAAAAAACAAAAAAUAAAAACCAACCAAA